Messenger RNA from Symbiodinium sp. CCMP2592, 1368 nucleotides. Lineage: Eukaryota; Dinophyceae; Suessiales; Symbiodiniaceae. The record is from the annotation of a GenBank genome assembly.
AUGGUGGAUGCCUGUGAAGAUGAACAAACAGCAUUGCUGAGGAAGUAUGUGCUGUCAAGACUGGAGGAUCUGGAGCAGUUCGCAGAUGCUGAGGACAGUGCCUUCGGCCCGCUCUCCGUGUCGCCGUUUGUGCCGUGUGCGGCUGGACGUAUUCCAUACGUCUUGCAGGCAGCUCGGCUCGGUCCGGAGGACGUCCUGUGGGACCUGGGAUGCGGCGAUGGCGUGGUACUCAUUGAGGCAGCGCGUCGCUGUGGCUGCCGUUGCGUAGGGCUGGACAUCGACGGCCCGUGCAUCGCAGCUGCACGGCAGCGUGCCAGAGAGGCCAAUGUCGAGGAGAGAUGCACGUGGCUUCGUUGUGACCUUCUGCAGCUUCCUCAGGGCACGCUCGCCGGACUUUCGGCGGAGCAGGAGUUUCAAUCCCUGCCUGCUGCGACAUGUGCGCUGGUGUUCCUCACGGCACACGGCCUCGUUAGGCUGUCGAGAUGGUUGCACGAGGAGUGGAGAGAAGGCUCAUCACGACAGCUGCGCUUGGUCACUUGCGUUGAGUCCUUGGAUUCUGCGGUUGACUUCAACGAGCCAGAUGCACUGUUUGCGGACCCAAACGAACUGGACUGGCCGGUCUGCCGCGACUUGGAGCGCUGGGGCGUCUUCGUGGUGCCACCAUUUGGACAGGAUACCGCUAGUUGGUCUUCUGGCAUCCCGCCUCUGCACCUGACGCGGAUGGAAGCCGAAGCCACCCAGGCGGCUGUGCUGCCGAUGCUUCUCACAGAGGAGCAGGUGCAUCAACUGGACACUCUGGGAUCCAAGCUGUUGGUGCAUUCUGCAGAUGGAGAUGAGGGCGAGGUCGACAUCUUCGCUCACUCGGAGGUGAGUUUCCACAAAGCUGCGGAGGCAGCCCUCCACCGACUUGGCCAGCACCGUGUGCUGUACCUGCACAGUGAGGAGGUGACUGCACAACUGAGCAACGAGGAGCGCGCCUUCCUGCAAGUGUUGGAGGAGACAAUUACCGCGCGCAUGAGGGCGGAAGAUUCCUGCCGCUGGGGGUUGCUGGGGCGACGUGCUGUCACCCUUCGAAGCAUGGAGUACCACGCCUACGAGGAUGGUGGUUCUGUGAUGGAUCCUGAACAUCGGGAUGAUGGCUCCCUGUUGACAAUUUCCGUCCUCCUUUCAAGGCGAAGCAGCUUUGAAGGCGGUAUCUUCAAUACGUUUCUGGAAGAUUCUCGAGUGGAACACUGCCUGGACAUUGGAGACGCAGUCCUGUUCGUCUCCGAGAAGCGUCACAACGUCAGCCCAGUCAUGGGUCAGCGCCAAGCCCUGGUCCUGGAGCUUUGGGACGGGCUGCGAAAUCAUCGCGGCCGGCACGAUUGA